This is a messenger RNA of Lycium barbarum (goji berry), 1004 nucleotides long. RefSeq lists its product as uncharacterized. The record is from RefSeq and is a predicted model, not a curated record. The coding region runs from base 298 to 801 and encodes 167 amino acids. The transcript is spliced from 2 exons. Lineage: Eukaryota; Viridiplantae; Streptophyta; Magnoliopsida; Solanales; Solanaceae.
UUUUCUGUCCUAUAUGUUUAGUUAUAAUGCACAAUGUUUGUUCUUUUUAUUCUAUGUUAUAGUAAAUUGACGUUUGUGCUUUAAGAUCAAAUUAUACAUUAGGAUUGCAAAAAUUCCAAUUCUAUGAUAAAGCAAAAUCACUCGGUGAUCAGCCAUUAUUUGAGGAAUUUUAUAUGUUUCGUGCAAUGGUGCGGAGUGAAGGUGAAAAGUGCUUGACAUAUGUGCACGAGGUGAGGAAAAGGUGGUGUUGCUGGUAGGAGGGAACGUGCUAUUAAGAGAGGUCAAGUGUCUAUCGAAAUGGAUGAAAUGCAUCAGGAAGAUGCCCAAGCAGUCCCGGAAGAUGAUCCAGCAACAACAAAUUGUAAUAUUAGUUCCACUUCAAGAGGCGACACUCACGAAUUCACUCAGGCAUCAGCUAUGACAUAUCAACCAACAACUACUCAAAUUGUGCCAUACAUGACGCCACAAACUCCACAAUAUUCAAGAGAUCCAAGUUUUUCGUCUUUUGAGAAUAUAUUUGUUGAGAAUGGUCCUGUUUUUAACUCAUCGCCUGUGCAAAUGUCCAUCGAUAUCCCUGAGGCCACUAAUAGAGAUGAUGGGCAGGACUGCAAUAUUGAGAUACAAGGUAAUGAGUUGGAUGAUUCCAACGAUGAAGUGGAUGGUGAACCAUCAAUGAGGCAGAAGCGUAAAAUUAUUCGUAAGCGUUGUGCGACCGGGAGUCACUUUCUUGAUCAGCACGGUAGGAUUAAAAAGCAGCGCUGUAGAGGUAAAAAGCAGCAAGGUAGAAGCAAAAAUAAAUGAAUGCAUCACUAAUAGUUUGGCUUGUAAGUAAGAUGAAGGCACAUAAUCUCGCUGAUCUAGUUUAGUAGGAAUGAUCUCCUUUUUUUUUUUUUUUUUUUGCUAACUGUAAGUAAGAUGAAGGCACAGUUGGUGUAUUAUUUUUUUUUGCUUUUUGUAUUCAGCUACGUUUUCUAUGCUAUGGUGCAAAGAAGUUUUAAUUGGAA